GAUCGUUCGAGCAUUGGGUGCACCCUAUCAUCCGGCCUGCUUCGUCUGCUCAGUGUGUCACACCCACUUAGACGCCAAGCCCUUCACUGUGGACGUGCACGGUCGUCCGCUGUGUUUGGAAGACUUCAACAAACGCUAUGCACCGCGCUGUGCCGCCUGCAAACGACCGAUUGCGAUAGAGCCAGGUGCACAUGAAGCACGGCGGGUGGUGGUGGGCGACUCAAACUACCACCUCCUUUGUUAUGGUGUUAAGGCGGCCGACUCGAGUGCCUCCACACCCACGCCAUCAGUAGCUGCUGCAUGA
Molecule: messenger RNA, 304 nt
Organism: Hydatigera taeniaeformis
Lineage: Eukaryota; Metazoa; Platyhelminthes; Cestoda; Cyclophyllidea; Taeniidae
Source: the annotation of a GenBank genome assembly